Molecule: messenger RNA, 2923 nt
Organism: Hemicordylus capensis (graceful crag lizard)
Lineage: Eukaryota; Metazoa; Chordata; Lepidosauria; Squamata; Cordylidae
Gene: ME1
Product: malic enzyme 1
Exons: 16
Coding region: 700-2451 (583 amino acids)
Biological process (GO): malate metabolic process; pyruvate metabolic process
Cellular component (GO): mitochondrion
Molecular function (GO): NAD binding; malate dehydrogenase (decarboxylating) (NADP+) activity; malate dehydrogenase (decarboxylating) (NAD+) activity
Source: RefSeq, a predicted model, not a curated record
UCAUAUUGUGGACCACCCCGUGCACAAUCAAUGUUUCCCGUGAGGUGGGGGGGGAUGCAUCUUGUAUCAAUGGCAAUCCUGAGUUGUUAGCUUCUCAAGUCCCCAUAAUAACAGCUGGACACAGGGCGGAGGAAGGAAGGAUGCAUCCAGGCCAGAAAUUCAACAGCUGCAAGUAGCUGCCUGAGGAAUUGUUUGAAUGCUCGCCUGCCAAACACCACCACCACCACCUCCUUGCAAGUAGAACGCUGUCUCGCGCCGCCCCUGUCGUCUAUCACGCGUGUGUUGUAUGUAAACUGACCCAAAGUGUGGCAACCUGGCGAACGGGUGAGGAGGAUUUUUACCAUACACUAGACUAGAUGCGGAUCGUGUCUGUGGUGAAAAGGUCGUCUGCAUGGGCUCGCUCGCUGGCUGACGACCUCCCCCCCGCGGGGAAUGCCUGACACCCCCCCCCCACACACACACCGCCCUUUCGCGCCUCAGGCAGCUUCUGCUCCGGAGUGACUCAGCAGCUCUUGUGCCCUGCUGACCUCUGCAAGGAGGCGGCUUGUCAGGGCGCCUCUUCUCCUUCCUCCUCCUCCCUCCUCCUCCCCACAGUGAUCUCCCAAGAGGCGGCCGCGGCAGGAGCAACCGCAACCGGCGCCGUCGCCCGACUCGAGCCCAUCCAACCGGCCUGUCCCCUCAGUCUCACCGCUGAGGCCAAUGAUGGGAGAAGCCACGGCCAGGGGUCCCCCCCGUGGGGAAAGUGACCACCAGCCCCCCCUGUUGACCAUGAAGAGGGGCUACGAAGUGCUUCGCUACCCGCACCUCAAUAAGGGCCUGGCUUUCACCUUGGAAGAGAGACAAAAGUUGAAUAUUCAUGGAUUACUUCCUCCUUGCUUUCUUAGUCAAGAUGUCCAAGUUUUAAGGGUUCUCAGAAACUUUGAAAGACAAGCAUCUGACCUGGACAGAUACAUCCUGUUAAUGAGCCUUCAGGAUCGAAAUGAAAAACUUUUCUAUAAAGUGCUGAUUUCUGACAUUGAAAGAUUUAUGCCUAUUGUUUAUACUCCCACUGUGGGUCUGGCGUGCCAACAAUAUGGUAUAGCAUUUCGGAGGCCAAGAGGGCUCUUCAUCACCCCCCAUGAUUGUGGACACAUUGCAACAUUGCUAAAAUCAUGGCCUGAGCCUGUCAUCAAGGCUAUUGUGGUGACUGACGGAGAACGUAUUCUUGGCCUUGGAGACCUUGGUUGUUACGGAAUGGGCAUCCCAGUGGGUAAACUAGCACUUUACACAGCAUGCGGAGGAAUGAAGCCCCAGGAGUGUCUGCCUGUUAUGCUUGAUGUGGGAACUGACAAUGAGGAGUUGCUAAAAGAUCCUUUGUAUAUUGGACUGAAACACAAACGAAUCAGAGGCCAAGCUUAUGAUGACCUUCUUGAUGAAUUUAUGCAAGCGGUGACUUCCCGGUUUGGAAGAAACUGCCUCAUUCAGUUUGAGGAUUUUGCUAAUGCAAAUGCAUUCAGACUCCUGAAUAAAUAUCGUGACCAGUACUGCACUUUCAAUGAUGACAUUCAAGGAACAGCAUCUGUCGCUGUUGCGGGUCUCCUUGCUGCUCUCCGUAUUACUAACAACAAAUUGUCAGAUCACACAAUACUGUUCCAGGGGGCAGGAGAGGCAGCUUUGGGGAUAGCCAAUCUAAUUAUUAUGGCCAUGGAAAAGGAAGGGACGCCUAAAGAUGAAGCUGCCCAAAAGAUAUGGAUGGUUGAUUCCAAAGGAUUGAUAGUGAAGGGCCGUGCUUCAUUAACGACUGAGAAGAAACGGUUUGCCCAUCAGCAUGAUGAGAAGAAAAAUCUAGAAGACAUUGUUAAUGACCUAAAGCCAACUGUCCUUAUAGGAGUUGCUGCUAUUGGUGGGGCUUUUACAAAAAAUAUUCUCAAGGAUAUGGCUUCUUUCAACAAGCGGCCAAUUAUUUUUGCUCUCAGUAACCCAACCAGCAAAGCAGAAUGUUCUGCGGAAGACUGCUACCAUCUAACGGAGGGACGUGGCAUUUUUGCAAGUGGAAGCCCUUUCAAUCCUGUCACUCUUCCGGAUGGACGCAAAUUUGUCCCUGGACAGGGUAACAAUGCCUAUGUGUUUCCAGGAGUUGCUCUUGGAGUCGUUGCAUGUGGAAUGAAACAUAUAAGUGAAGAAAUUUUCCUCACUACUGCAGAGGUUAUAGCUCAGCUGGUUUCACAGGAGCAUUUAAAGGAGGGACGUUUGUAUCCACCAUUAUCUUUGAUUCGAGAUGUCUCUUUGAAAAUUGCUGUGAAAAUUGCAGAGCAAGCCUACAAGGACAACACAGCCACUUUCUAUCCUGAGCCAGAAGACAAGGAAGCAUUCAUCCAAUCACAGAUUUAUAGCACUGACUAUGAAAGCUUUCUGACAGACUCUUACACCUGGCCUAAAGAAGCCAUGAAAAUACAGACUGGAAAGUUUUAACACAAAAGAAGUAUUUCAACAAUAUUGAAAGCACUCAUAUAUUUGCUUAUAGUUCUCUUUUGUUAAGUCAUCUGUUGUCAAAACUCAGGAUACAUUUGUUCUCCUUUUAAAAAGCACUGUAAGCUAAUUAAUUAAGCUAAAAUAGUACAGUUAUAUAAGAAUAAAAAUUUGUUUAGGCACUCUUUCUGGCAUUUUUAAAAUAAGCUAGGCUGUGUUCAUUAUUGACAAAUAUGUAGAAAUGUACUUUGACAUCUGUGUGAAAUUAUGGUUCUGUAUUACUCUUGCUACAGUCUUGAAGCAUUAUUGCAACCAAGUGACACAACAAUGUAUUGUCAACAAAAGCAUUUAAAAUAUGGUUUAGUAUAUCUGUUAAUAUUUUAUUAAGGGAAAGGAAAUAGAAAUAGUAUGAUAAACAGCUAAAUAAAUGCCUCUGACCAGAAGUUAUCUGAUAUCAGAAUGUUCCAAAUCAAAA